AGUUACCCAGUUAUGACAUCAGGGGCAGGUCCCCCGGAAGGAGGAGGAGCCCCAGAGCAUGCCUGGCCGUCCCUGGGCUUCUCUUUUGAGAGCUAACCCAGUCAAGAUGAGGGCAGAGGCUCAGAAGCUUUCCCAGCUGCCUGGAAUGCAGGGCCCGGCCGCCGCCAUGUCGGGCCCGUUUGAGCUCUCGGUGCAGGAUCUGAACGACCUGCUGUCGGACGGCAGCGGCUGCUACAGCCUCCCGAGCCAGCCCUGCAACGAGGUCACCCCCAGGAUCUACGUGGGCAACGCUAUAGGGAGCAUAAUGCUGAAUGGAGGGGAGAUCAGGAAAUACUGCCAAGGGUGGUCUGUGGCUCAAGACAUCCCCAAGCUGCAGAAACUGGGCAUCACCCAUGUCCUGAAUGCGGCUGAGGGCAGGUCCUUCAUGCAUGUCAAUACCAGUGCCAACUUCUACAAGGACUCUGGCAUCACCUACCUGGGCAUCAAGGCCAACGACACACAGGAGUUCAACCUCAGCGCCUACUUUGAAAAGGCGGCAGACUUCAUCGACCAGGCCCUGGCUCAGAAGAACGGCCGAGUGCUUGUCCACUGCCGUGAGGGUUACAGCCGCUCCCCAACUCUCGUCAUCGCGUAUCUCAUGAUGCGUCAGAAGAUGGAUGUCAAGUCUGCCCUGAGCAUCGUCAGGCAGAACCGUGAGAUCGGCCCCAACGAUGGUUUCCUGGCCCAGCUCUGCCAGCUCAAUGAUAGACUAGUCAAGGAGGGGAAAUUGAAACUCUAGGGUGCCCUCAGUGCCUCUUCUCUAGAGGUCGGAUGGAGGGAGGCGCCCUGGUUGUGGUGUCCCAAGCUGCCAUGUUUAGGAAACACAGUGUACCCUGCUCCCAGCAUCACCAGGCACUUGCCCGCAAGUCUGUCCCAACACAGCCCUGGGCCACUUUCCCCCUGGGGAGCAUAUAAAGAAGCUUGCUGA
This is a messenger RNA of Lipotes vexillifer (Yangtze River dolphin), 967 nucleotides long. RefSeq names its product dual specificity phosphatase 3 (gene DUSP3). The transcript is spliced from 5 exons. Bases 59 to 778 code for a protein of 239 amino acids. Gene Ontology annotation, biological process: positive regulation of mitotic cell cycle; protein dephosphorylation; negative regulation of T cell activation. Lineage: Eukaryota; Metazoa; Chordata; Mammalia; Artiodactyla; Lipotidae. The record is from RefSeq and is a predicted model, not a curated record. Gene Ontology annotation, molecular function: MAP kinase phosphatase activity; protein tyrosine/serine/threonine phosphatase activity. Gene Ontology annotation, cellular component: cytoplasm; cytosol.